AAACCGCAUACAUGUCCAGUACAACAAUGUCAACGUCAAUUUAAAAGACUCGAACAUUUGAAAAGGCACAUGCGUAUCCAUACCCUGGAAAGGCCUUACCAUUGCACUUUUGCCGGUUGUCCCAAAUCAUUUUCUCGCUCGGACAAUUUAUCGCAGCACAUCAAAACACAUCAAAAG
Mycotypha africana is the source of this 177-nucleotide messenger RNA. RefSeq lists its product as uncharacterized. The annotation marks the transcript as partial. Gene Ontology annotation, molecular function: RNA polymerase II cis-regulatory region sequence-specific DNA binding; DNA-binding transcription factor activity, RNA polymerase II-specific. The record is from RefSeq and is a predicted model, not a curated record. Gene Ontology annotation, cellular component: nucleus. Gene Ontology annotation, biological process: regulation of transcription by RNA polymerase II. NCBI's taxonomy places the organism in Eukaryota, Fungi, Mucoromycota, Mucoromycetes, Mucorales, Mycotyphaceae. The transcript has a single exon.